AUGGGGUGCAGAAGUGAGGCUGGAAGAGGCCGGGCGCUUGUUCAGAGCUACUGUGAGACCUGUGAAGACCUCAGCACUUACGGAGGCCCCAUCACAUGUCAAUCUUCAGGAGCUUACAACAAAACCCAAACCAAAUACAAAGAAAAACUUGGUCGUUGCCAGGCCAAGGCUAAAGAAGGCAUGGUCUUGGCAGAAAGCCAAGCAUCCUUCCUUCUGCUGCCUGCCUGCCCACCCUUCUGGGCUUGCAGCCUUCUCCAGCCCUGCUGCCAGCUGAGAAACCUCCCUGCAGCUGCUGGGUUCUGCCUAGGACCAUGUGUGUGGAUGUUGCUCGGGAGAAGCAAGCACUUGCUCCUGGCACUGAUCCCAGCUGAGUUUCUCCUGUUGAUUUUGGGACCACAGAUGCUGCUGCUGAGGAGGUAUUUCCUGGCAUCCCUGCCUCCGCUACUGCCAGCUAAGGACCAGCCCAAAACGAGGUGUGAAGAGUUGGCCGGGCGGUGGCUCUCCCGCGUCACCUCCUCCACCACCGGGGGAUCGCUGCUGCUGCUCUGCGAGGAAGAGGAGUCGUGGGCGGGCCGGCGCAUCCCCGUUGCUCUGUACUCGGGCCUGGCCAUCGGGGGCACUGGCCAACAGCAUGGUCAUCUCGUGUCGUCCUUCCGAAAGCUGCAGACCACCAGCAACGCCUUCAUCGUGAACAGCUGCGCAGGACCUCCAGCGUCUGCACGCCCUGGGUCACCACAGGAGGCGGUGCUCAGGCUCCUGCCCUGCUCUGGCGGCCCCGCGGACUGGGACGGCGCCAGCGCGGCAUACCGCCUGCACCGGGGAGGACUGCUAGACAUCAGAUCACCGUCAUCCCUCUGAUCCCCACUGCCUGGUGACCCUGGACCUUCUGUAACCAUCGCCCCAGACCUUGCCUACCAGAGCGGCUAUUGCCAGCGGCGCUGCGCGGCGGACGUGCUGGCUCUCUGGACGGCGCUGCUUUCAACACCGCGCUGCUGCCUGGGCAUCGUGCGCCGCGUGCGCGCGGUCGGCGAUCAAGCGGAUCGAAUCAUCAACUUCCUGCUCUUUCCCUUUUCGGCUGACUGCGCCGCCGCCAUAUACGCCUUCCGGACGCCCCGCGCACGCCGGACCCGGAACCGCGAUAUCGACGGCCUGUCGGUUAAUAUAGCUCUGCUGCGCGUCUUCCUGCUGACCGCGCGCAGCCCGCUGGUGUGGGUGAGCCUGGCCAGCGAAAUAACGCUGCCCGUGCCCUGGGGCGUGCAGGCGGCCAGCUGGCUCCUGUGCUGCGCCCUGUCCGCGCUCAACCCGCUGCUCUACACGUGGAGGAACGAGGAGUUCCGUCGCUCGGUGCGCUCCGUCCUGCCCGGCGUCGGCGACGCGGCGGCGGCCGCCGCUGCCGCCACGGCCGUGCCCGCUGUGUCCCAGGCGCAGCUGGGCACCCGCGCCGCCGGCCAGCACUGGUGA
This is a messenger RNA of Puma concolor (puma), 1461 nucleotides long. NCBI's taxonomy places the organism in Eukaryota, Metazoa, Chordata, Mammalia, Carnivora, Felidae. The record is from RefSeq and is a predicted model, not a curated record.